This is a messenger RNA of Mycena indigotica, 1857 nucleotides long. RefSeq names its product Amidohydrolase 3. Lineage: Eukaryota; Fungi; Basidiomycota; Agaricomycetes; Agaricales; Mycenaceae. The record is from RefSeq and is a predicted model, not a curated record. The transcript is spliced from 11 exons. The coding region runs from base 1 to 1857 and encodes 618 amino acids. Gene Ontology annotation, molecular function: hydrolase activity, acting on carbon-nitrogen (but not peptide) bonds.
AUGACCGACGUCAAGCAGAAUCAACAUAUUAGUCCAACCAACUCGCACCCUUGGCCAAGUCUGUCAUGGGUUCUCCGUUCUGUGGCCGUAGCGCUCGUUCUUUCACGUGUCUACCAGCUUCAGACCCAGAAGAGCUACACACUAUGCUCCCAUAACGCGGUUUACACCGUCGACGACAAUACUCCAAUAGCUGAAUGUAUCUCUGUUGAAAAUGGACGCAUCUCUGCCGUCGCGGAUGAAGCCGUACUACUGCAAAACCGGGGUUGGCUUGACCGAAUCUUCGGUUCCAACAUUCACCACAUUCCACCUGGGCAGAUCAUCGUACCUGGGUUGGCUGACGCGCACGCCCACCUGCUCCAGCAAGGCUACAAGAUGCAGCUACAGCUGGAUGGCGCCAACUCAAUUGAGGAAGUGGUCGAACGAAUCAAAGCUUACAUUGUUGCGCAUCCCAAAGUACACCAGGACCCAAAUCGUUGGAUAGAAGGAAUGGGCUGGGACCAAAAUCGGUGGGGCUCGACAUUUCCAACCGCGGAAGACCUCUCACGCGAUCCAGUAUUGAAAGGUCGUCCUAUCUUGUUAUAUCGCGUCGACGUCCAUGCUGCGUGGGUCUCCGAACGUGCUCUAGAGCUCAUGCAACCAUUUCCAAAGGACUCUGAAAUCGAAGGGGGCAGCAUUGUGCGCGAUUCAGACGGAAAUCCUACGGGCAUUUUUCUCGACAACGCCAUGGCCCUUAUACCCAACCCGCCCUGGUCCUCCGAUCAAUACCUCGACUUCUUUAAUGCAGCGGUCUCUGAAGCUCUCAAAUACGGAUUGACGAGUGUGCACGACGCGGCAACAGACCCUGCUUCAGUGGCUUUUCUCAAAGAGCAUAAUGGCCGAAGCCGGAAAUCUCCCUGCAAGCCUACUCCCGCUAUUAGGCUAUACCUUAUGGCGGCGCCGUUUGCGGAAAACUACACUAACUGGGAACCCUCCAAAAUCGAGCGUCUGGAGAGCUACGGCCGACACGGGCGGUUGACCUUGAGAAGUGUCAAGUUAUUCACAGAUGGUGCCAUUGGUUCUUGGGGCGCCGCAUUGCUUGACGCGUAUAGCGACAAACCCGAGACGCGAGGCAUCAUGCGGAGCUCCCCAGAGGCGAUGGAUCAGCUUAUACGUGCUGCUUGGGAUGCAAAACUACAAGUGAAUGUCCAUUGCAUUGGCGAUCGCGCAAACAAGGUUGUCCUGGACGUUUUUGAGAAUAUUCUGGCAGACGGCACCAAUGUUGCCGCUUUCCGGCCACGAAUUGAGCACGCCCAAAUUAUGCAGUCCUCCGACCUUGAACGCAUUGGUCGUCUUGGAGUUAUUGCGAGUGUUCAGCCAACCCACGCUACAAGCGACAUGUCCUAUGCGGAAGCACGACUUGGACCUGAACGCAUAACAGGCGCCUACGCAUAUCAAACCCUUCUGCAGGCUUCGCCCCAGCAUGUUCUGCCUUUGGGUUCAGACUUUCCCGUUGAAGGUGUAAAUCCAUUGCUUGGUUUCUUUGCCGCAGUGACGCGUCUGGAUGUGGAUGGCGACUCGCCGCAUGGACCUGGUGGUUGGUUCCCAAAUGAGCGCCUUACUCGCACCCAGGCCCUCAAAGGGAUGACGCUCGAUGCUGCCUACGCCUCUUUCGCAGAAAAUGAACUCGGCUCUCUGACCAUUUCCAAACGAGCUGACUUUGUAGUGUUGGAUCACGACAUUAUGCGCAUCCCAGCGGCGGAAAUACUAGGAACGAGGGUGGUAGCAACCGUGAUUGACGGGAAAGUAGCAUACGGGAAGCUGACGGCGGCUGAGCCAUGGUGGAGGCGUAUUUUUACGGAGUUGUUUUUCGCGUGGUGA